Molecule: messenger RNA, 3041 nt
Organism: Epinephelus fuscoguttatus (brown-marbled grouper)
Lineage: Eukaryota; Metazoa; Chordata; Actinopteri; Perciformes; Serranidae
Gene: pck2
Product: phosphoenolpyruvate carboxykinase 2 (mitochondrial)
Exons: 11
Coding region: 481-2385 (634 amino acids)
Biological process (GO): hepatocyte differentiation; response to starvation; cellular response to dexamethasone stimulus
Cellular component (GO): mitochondrion; cytosol
Molecular function (GO): manganese ion binding; phosphoenolpyruvate carboxykinase (GTP) activity; GTP binding
Source: RefSeq, a predicted model, not a curated record
UGGCAGUGUUCGUGUUGCAGGAACUGUGGGAGCUUGCGUCAGCCAGGAGGGACAACCACCCGCCGGUCGGUCCGUGGUUCGGAGGAGACAGGACAUAACAAUAUGGAUCCAAGCUGCGAAGAAUAAAACUACUUUAUAUUUAUAUUUUAAACCAGAAGCGCCUUCUCCUCUCCAGAGCUGAGCCGGAGAGCAGGUUUAAAACUUCACUUUGCAGAUCAGUGAAGUGUGUGAGGCGUUUGUGGACUCUCAGGGAAAUUAUCUGUACACUGUAGUCGUGCAGCAGGACAGCAGCCAGAUUACUGGUUACAUCAAAGUGUAUGUGUGAAUGUCCACACUGAGCAAAGUGCAAGGUCUCCUCAGAGCUCAGAUAUGAGCUGCGACCAGCUCUAACCACUGCUCCUCUCUUUACCUCUGCAGCUAACUUAAUGUGCCUUUUUACGCUUCUACUUUUUAUAAGCUAGUUUUAUUUUUGCACCAAAGAUGUCGUGCCUGUUGCUGGGUGUCAUACGAAGACAUGGUGGUGUUGGGGCGAGUGUCGGGGUUCGGUCCCUGGCCUCCAUCCCCUCGCUGCCCCCGGCGGUAGCUGAGUUUGUGAAGGGAGCGGUUGAUGAAUGUAAGCCCUCUGGUGUGCAUGUGGUGACGGGGACACCGGAGGAAACAGCCAACAUCCUGGCAGGUCUGGAGAAGGAGGGCAUGGUCAAGAGGCUUCCUAAAUAUCAGAACUGUUGGCUGGCACGUACAGACCCAAAGGACGUAGCUCGGGUGGAAAGCAAGACUGUGAUUGUGACCAAGAACCAGAGGGACACCAUCCCCAUCCCUGCUGACGGAGUGAAGAGUCAGCUGGGCAGCUGGAUGAGCGAGACUGACUGGGUGAAAGCCAGACGGGAUCGUUUCCCCGGCUGCAUGGCAGGUCGGACCAUGUAUGUGAUUCCCUUCAGUAUGGGUCCUGUAGGCUCGACUCUGACUAAAUAUGGUGUCCAGGUGACAGACUCACCAUACGUUGUGGCCAGUAUGGGGAUCAUGACGCGCAUGGGCACUCCUGUCCUGAAGAAACUGGCUGACGGAACGGAGUUUGUCCGCUGUCAGCACUCUUUGGGACGACCUUUACCACUCAAAGCCCCUCUGGUCAACGCAUGGCCCUGUAAUCCAGACAAGGUGCUGAUAUCUCACCUGCCAGACACCAGGCAGAUCUUGUCCUUUGGCAGUGGCUAUGGAGGAAACUCUCUCCUGGGGAAGAAGUGUUUUGCCCUUCGCAUCGCCUCCCGCAUCGCCAAGGAUGAAGGCUGGCUGGCUGAGCACAUGUUGAUUCUGGGUAUUACCAACCCUCAGGGAGUGAAGCGUUAUGUCGCAGCAGCCUUUCCCAGCGCCUGUGGUAAAACUAACUUGGCCAUGAUGAAACCAAGUCUGCCAGGCUGGAAGGUUGAGUGUGUGGGCGAUGACAUUGCAUGGAUGAAGUUUGACAGCCAAGGGAAACUGAGAGCCAUCAACCCAGAGAACGGUUUCUUUGGUGUGGCUCCCGGCACCUCAGACAAGACCAACCCCUACGCCAUGGCCACCAUCGCCAAAAACACAGUGUUUACCAAUGUAGGCGAGACCAGCGACGGAGGAGUGUGGUGGGAGGGCCUCGACCCCCCUGCAGCUGGGAUCACACUCACAGACUGGCACGGCAAAAGCUGGAAGCACGGAAGCUCGACUCAGUGCGCCCACCCCAAUUCCCGCUUCUGUGCCCCGGCGGCUCAGUGUCCCAUAAUCGACCCCAUGUGGGAGAGUGAGGAGGGCGUUCCGAUUGACGCCAUCAUCUUCGGUGGCAGGAGGCCAGAGGGAGUCCCUCUGGUCUACGAGUCUUUCAACUGGCAACACGGGGUCUUUGUUGGAGCUGCCAUGAGGUCUGAGGCCACAGCAGCUGCUGAGCAUAAAGGCAAGGUCAUUAUGCACGAUCCCUUUGCCAUGCGACCAUUCUUCGGUUAUAACUUUGGUGACUACCUCGCUCACUGGCUGAGCAUGGAGAGACGAAAGACCCCCACUCAGCUGCCCAAGAUCUUCCACGUCAACUGGUUCAGAAAGGACCCUGCAACCGGUGCCUUCCUCUGGCCUGGCUUUGGUGAAAACGCACGUGCACUGGAGUGGAUCUUCAAGCGCUGCAGCCGGGAGAGGGAGGACGAGGCAGCCAAGAAGAGCAUUAUCGGCUGGCUGCCAGAAGAUGGCGCCAUCGACACUAAAGGUCUGGGCAAGGUGGAUAUGGGUGCCUUGUUCGAUGUGCCCAAGUCUUUCUGGCAGAAGGAGACGAAGGAGUUGAGAGCCUACUUCACCCAGCAAGUUGGAGCUGAUCUGCCUGCACAGGUGGAGGCUGAGCUGAAGGCACUAGAGGACAGAGUGCACAGUUAAAAAACCCUACCGACAGGAAGUUCAUCCAGAAACGGAGGCAGUCACAGGAUUCAGAUCAUUAGGGUGCGAUCAGAGUCACUGGCUGGGUUUACAUACACAGAGAAUUUAGUUCUGAAAACAGAGUUUUAGUUUUAUUCACAUACACAUAAAAACUGAGACUGGAGAGCCUGGUUGAGAUGUUUGGCUGACAGGUCACUGCAGCUUGGAAACAUCCCUCCACCUCUUUGGUUUUCACAAAAGAGAAUAUGUACUGAAAUUCAGUAUGAGAGAGUUCUGGUACUUGCUGCUCAGUCAAAGUAGAGCUGCAAUGAUCAAUCGAUUAGAUACUGAUUGUAUUAAAUGAAUCACCAACUAGUAGUAAUUAAUGUAAGUGUAACUUAGGUUAUUUUCUGUAGCUACAAAUUACAGAUGCCCCCUAAACACCUCAUAUACAGACUGUCAGCAGACAAUACAAUUUACUGAUUUUCCCUCAACACCUCAGAUAAUACUGGUAACAAUAGACAUUAUGUCCAGCAUCUCCACAUUCAGCCUUUAACAACACCACAUAAGGCCACUGUCAAAAAGCACUCAUUAUUAGUGGAAUAUUAUGGUGGUCCAUGUACACACACCUAAAGACAGUAAACUGAAUAUCCCCCCCCCCUUUUUUUUUUUUUUUU